Molecule: messenger RNA, 2766 nt
Organism: Vitis vinifera (wine grape)
Lineage: Eukaryota; Viridiplantae; Streptophyta; Magnoliopsida; Vitales; Vitaceae
Exons: 3
Coding region: 92-2050 (652 amino acids)
Molecular function (GO): protein dimerization activity
Source: RefSeq, a predicted model, not a curated record
UUGAUAAUGUGAUAUGCAUUUUUUUUUCAAUUUUUUUUCUUAAUUUAAUUAUAAUUAUUUUAUUGUGGAGUAUAGAUAAUUUGUUUGCAAGAUGGAUAAUGAGAGUGAAACUCAAGUGGACUCUAGUGCAAGUGGAAGAAGAGAUCUGGGGUGGAAAUAUGGUCGUUUGGUUAAUGAAAAAGAUUUGAACACCAUCAUAUGCAUUUUUUGUGAGAAAGUAACCAAAGGAGGCAUCUAUAGACACAAACAACAUCUUGUUGGUGGAUAUAGAAAUGCUAAAAAGUGUAGAAAAUGUCCGGAACAUGUUAGAGAAGAAAUGGAAGAGUAUAUGAGUUCCAAUAAAAAUCAAAAAGAGCAAAUGAAUAUGGGGAGCGAAUAUGUUAAUGAAGAUUUGUUUGGUUUGGAAGAUGAAGAUAUUGGUGAGGAGAUUAAUAGUAGAACGAAUGUCACCAACAUUUCUAGUGGAGGUAGUAACCGAGGAGGAAGUGGUGGUAGGACGUUUUCUUCAAAAAAACCAAGACAAAAAGGUCCUAUGGAUCAUUUUUUCACUCCUAAUGCAGAAAUGGUUGUUCAAAAUCAAAGGAGUGGAAAGAUGAAUCAAACUACCAUCAAUGAUGCUUACAAAAAGGAAGCAAGAGAAAGAGCUUGCACGCUUAUCACAAGAUGGAUGUAUGAGGCUGUUAUUCCAUUUAAUGCAGUCACAUAUCCAAGUUUCCAACCAAUGAUUGAGGCUAUUGGCCAAUAUGGUGUGGGUAUGAAGGGACCAACUUUUCAUGAGGUAAGAGUUACCAACCUUAAGAAAGAAUUGGCUCUCACAAAAGAUUUGAUGAAAGAUCAUAUGGUGGAAUGGGGGAAAAAUGGAUGUUCAAUUAUGUCGGAUGGAUGGACCGAUAGGAAAGAGAGAACUUUGGUGAACUUUUUGGUUAAUUGUUCAAAGGGAACCAUGUUCAUGCAAUCCAUUGAUGCUUCUUCAAUGAUUAAGACGGGAGAAAAGAUGUUUGAGUUACUUGACAAAUGGGUAGAGCAAGUUGGUGAAGAGAAUGUUAUUCAAGUUAUAACAGAUAAUCACUCAAGUUAUGUGAUGGCAGGGAGGUUGUUAGAAUUAAAGCGUCCACAUUUGUAUUGGACACCAUGUGCUGCACAUUGCCUUGACUUGAUGUUGGAAGAUAUUGGAAAGCUACCAAACAUCAAGAGGACAUUGGAGAGGGCUAUAUCACUAAAUGGGUAUAUUUAUAAUCGCUCAGGGCUACUCAAUAUGAUGAGGCGGUUUACUGGACAAAGGGAAUUGCUUAGGCCUGCUAAGACUCGGUUUGCAACUGCUUUCAUCACAUUAUCGCAAUUGCAUGAACAAAAAAACAAUUUGAGGAAGAUGUUUACAAGCUCAGAUUGGUCAGAUAGUAAAUGGGCAAAAGAGCAGAAGGGGAAAACUAUAGCCAACAUAGUUCUAAUGCCUUCAUUUUGGAACACUAUUGUAUUUUGCUUAAAGGUUUCGGGUCCCCUAGUUCGUGUGCUUCGUUUGGUUGAUGGUGAAAAAAAAGCUCCUAUAGGAUACAUCUAUGAGGCCAUGAAUAGAGCUAAGGAUGCAAUUGUGAGAAGUUUUAAUGGAAAUGAAGAGAAGUACAAAAAAAUCUUCAACAUCAUUGAUAAGAGGUGGGAGAUUCAGCUUCAUCGGCCUUUGCAUGCAGCAGGGUACUUUUUGAACCCGGAAUUCUUCUAUGAUAAGCCAGAAAUAGAGCAUGAUGCCGACAUUAUGAGUGAUUUGUAUAAAUGCAUCUUAAGGCUAACAAGAGACCCUGCUAAGCAAGAAAAAGUUGUGGCCGAAGUGAGUUUGUUCACAAAUGCCCAAGGACUAUUCGGGAAUGAGUUAGCUGUUAGGACAAGAAAGACUAGAGCACCAGCUGAAUGGUGGGCUGCAUAUGGAGCUUCAGCUCCAAAUUUGCAAAAGUUUGCAAUGAAAGUCCUCAACUUAACAUGCAGUGCAUCAGGUUGUGAACGGAAUUGGAGCAUCUUUGAGAAUGUGAGUGACCAAAUCCAAAAUAAUUACAAGUAAUAGUCUAAUAGAGUCUUGAAUGUAACUUAAAAGUUAAAAUUUUAGAAUAUAUUUAUGAGCUUAUGAAUUUUUGCAAAUUCAUAGCAAGAGGAGAAAUAGGUUAGAUCAUCAACGCUUGAAUGAUUUGGUGUACAUCAAGUAUAAUCGAGCCUUGAAGAGAAGAUACAAUGAACGUAACACCAUUGACCCAAUUUCCUUGAAAGAUAUAGAUGAUAGCAAUGAAUGGUUGAUAGGGAGAAUGGAAGAUGAGGAUUCUCAUGGAGGUGCACAAGAUGAUUUUGUAUUUGAUGAUGACAAUUUGACAUGGGGUGAUGUUGCUAGAGCUGCUGGAGCUGAGGAGGCCAGGUUUGAUACUAGAGCUAGAGCUAGAGCAAGCUCAAGCAUAAUACCACCAACAAGGGGGAUAGCUUCAAGUUCUAGAACUUUGCCUUCUUAUUCACUAAUAGAUGAAGAUGAAGAUGGAGACAUGGUUGAUUCAGCAGAUGAAGAAGAUGGGGAAGGCUACAAAUGUGGUGAUGGAAAUGAUGAUGAUGAUGAUUUUGUUGAUUUAGAGGAGGAGUGAUGAUUGCUUGUUGUGGACAAAUUUGUGAUUUAAGUGUUUUUUAAUGAUGUUUUUGAAUUGUGGACAAAUUUCAUGUUUUGGACCUUUAAGUUUGGAAACUUUGGAUUUGGAUAUGUAUUAGGCAAUUAGCAAUAUGGAUUUGGAUUUGUUUUUA